GUUGUUACAAAAUGGCUACUGGUUCCUUUCUGGUGGUGACAAUCUGUGCAGUGAUCUCAGUGAGAGGAAGUUCACCGUUCACGUUGUCAACGGAGGAGAAAAGUUGGUAUGAAGCCAUGGACGUAUGCACCGAAAACGGAAGUAUCCUUGCCAAUACUCGUGAAAGUAAUACACAGAUAGAAGAUGUUUUAAAAGAAUCCAACGUCAGCGACGUCUGGACCAGUGAUCGCACUUUUCUGUCUUACUGGGUGGCUAAUCAAGGUUGUCAUUGGGGUAAUUUGACAAACAUUUUGGGAAAGAAAGUCACUUCGCCAAAAGUCGGCCAGUGUCAACAACAUUGUCAAUCAAAUGGAAGCGGGUAUUUCUCUAUACAGAGGACGGAUGUAUGCAAGUGUCUAGACCCCUCCACGGUGUUGCUGCUGAGCAGGACCCAUGACUCUCUGUGUAACGUCACGUGUGGAGAGGGGCAGGAGCAAGGGACAACAUGUGGUGGAGUGCAGGAAAACGUGGUCUCGUUGUACAGGACUUCCGGGCUUGUGGAGCCUGACACGACAGAAGCCUUGUGUCGAGUGUUUAAAAAAGACACAGAUGAUAUGGUGAAUCUGUACUCUGUACCCUGUGAUUCACAAAUAAAUUCCACAGCUUGUGUAAUAUAUAACGAAACCACGGGGAAAGAUGAAUUGAAUAUAUAUCGUCAUAACGGGAAAUGGGACUAUGCUACACAGACCCUGUGUUAUCAAGGAUAUAUACCUGCGUUGGAUAAUGCAACCAAAAUGGAAUUAUUAGAAAGAGCAAAGAUAAAUGAUUCCAUAUGGAGCGGAUAUAUAAGACAACGAAUCGACCUUAACGAUAGCGAUAUUGACGUGAACACAAGUAGCUAUAUUCAAUGUUACGCACAGGUAAACGGUGCCCGUGUUAGGGCAAACUGCACAGAGGAACGACGAUUCAUAUGCCGGAGAGUUACAUCUAUGAACGGAAGUGACCCGAACUCUCGGCCAACAAUGAUUUCUAACCCCACUAUGGAAAACGCGGCAACGACACAACCAUCCAGUAACAACAAGCGGACGGACAGAGAUUUCAAAGAAGGUUUUGUCACCCCACCUACAACUGUAACUACAACUAGACGAAGAACAACUGCCCCAUUACCAAAACCUUUUAAAAGUUCGCGGGAGGAUACGAAGAUAAUUGGAAUUGUCUCGGGGAUUGCCGUCGGGUGCAUCGUCGUGGUAGUGGUGACAGCAGUCGCUGUGUACAAGUUAUGCAAAAGGUCUGUAAGAAAGAAAGGACAGAAGAAGAAAAGGACGAAAAAUAAGCCCGUUAAGCUAAAAGAUAUCGUAGUAAGUGCUGAACUUCCUAAAAACGAUGCACGCUUGGACUCUUCAACGGACGAAUCAGAAGAUGAAACGAAGUUUACAGUCGGUGACCCGUCAGGAGGAGUCCCAAAACUACCAUCAGUAUCCUACAACUACGAUACUGUUUGCGAAACAGGGGCCGACAAGGGUCAUGUAAAUGACGCGUAUGCUUACGCGGAAACCAAAUCGACUAGCUCUGACGAAGGAUUGUAUAACUCGAUGGAGUUACUUGUUGACGCCAGUGAUGACGAUGACUUAUACGCCACUACAAUGCUUCCUCUGCCAGAUAACGAUGUCAAAGACGACGUUGCUAUGCAACCAGACGGCGAUACAUAUGACGUCAUGAAUUCAAAAGUCAGAGUUCCAGGAAAUGAAUCGGCGUAUGACCAUACGACCAAGGUUUGCUUUUUGAAUGGAGCAACGGUCGAUACAGCCUAUGAUGUGUUCAAUCGAAAGGUUAUGGACGGUGUAGAAGACACGUAUGAUCAUACACAAAGUAGUCCAAAAAAUGGCGGCGAUCUAAACAACUCAGCGUAUGAUGUUUUUAACAAAAAGAACAGCGGUAAAGAAGAUAGUGGUAGCAUGUAUGACAGCACCAGAGGUGCGACACAAUGUUUUCAUGCAGGUGGCGUGACAUCAAAUGACAUUUAUGAUACAUGUAAUGAAAAGCCCACUAUCGCUGAUGAUGUUGAUGACUUGUACGACCACGCAAGCCAUACGCGCGCGAAUCAAGACGAAAAUUUAUAUGAUCUCACACCCAAACACCAAGUAGCACAAACAGUCAAUGACAAUCCUUACGAUCGUAUAUGAGACUUCCGUAUCCGAAUUUUAAAGACAAAUGUACACAUGAGAGGAAUUAUCCAUACAAUUCUGGAAUACACAUCACGAUAAUAAGUGUUGAAUUUACACGCUAGAAUUGAGGUCACUGUAAGAUAUUGACGAAUUGAAAGCUAGUGUACAUCAGUAAUUGGAUUGAAAGUAACUCAGUGAAAUGUUAUUGUUUUGCAUUAGGGUUUUAAACGACAAUGCUUUGACUUGAUAUGAAGAAAAACUAAAUGAACAAUUCACUUUUAAGCGGGCCGAUAUUGAGCCGUAGUAUAGUGCCAGCGGGCCGAUUGUAUACUACGUUUAGUGCCAGCGGGCCGAUAUUGGGCCGUAGUAUAGUGCCAGCGGGCCGAUUGUAUACUACGUUUAGUGCCAGCGGGCCGAUGGUAUACUACGUCUAGUGUCAUUCAUUCAUUCAUAUCUUUAUUCCUCCAUAAGAGAAGAGUUACAGAAAUUGUAUUAAAUAUUACAUAAUCAUGGCAAUAACAUAGUUAAUUUUCAAUGAAACGAAAAAGAAAAAUAUAGAUAUAAAAUAUAAGACAAAUACAUAUUUAGAGACAGAUAUAAGAUAAGGAAAACGAAAAAAACUAGGAGAAGGACUCAAAUUGCUACAAGGUAGAGGAAUUUUAGGUUUAUCUUAACAAAAUGUAAGAAGGCAUGCCGAUUGUAUACUGCGUUAAGUGCCAGCGGGCCGAUUGUAUACUACGUUUAGUGCCAGCGGGCCGAUUGUAUACUACGUUUAGUGUUAGCGGGCCGAUAUUGGGCCGAUUGUAUACUACGUUUAGUGUUAGCGGGCCGAUAUUGGGCCGAUUGUAUACUGCGUUUAGUGCCAGCGGGCCGAUUGUAUACUACGUUUAGUGCCAGCGGGCCGAUAUUGGGCCGAUUGUAUACUACGUUUAGUGUUAGCGGGCCGAUAUUGGGCCGAUUGUAUACUACGUUUAGUGCCAGCGGGCCGAUUGUAUACUACGUUUAGUGCCAGCGGGCCGAUUGUAUAUUACGUUUAGUGCCAGUGGGCCGAUUGUAUACUACGUUUAGUGCCAGCGGGCCGAUUGUAUACUACGUUUAGUGCCAGCGGGCCGAUUGUAUAAUACGUUUAGUGCCAGCGGGCCGAUUGUAUAUUACGUUUAGUGCCAGCGGGCCGAUUGUAUACUACGUUUAGUGCCAGCGGGCCGAUUGUAUACUACGUUUAGUGUUAGCGGGCCGAUAUUGGGCCGAUUGUAUACUACGUUUAGUGCCAGCGGACCGAUUGUAUACUACGUUUAGUGCCAGCGGGCCGAUUGUAUAUUACGUUUAGUGUUAACGGGCCGAUUGUAUACUACGUAUAGUGUCAGCGGGCCGGUAUUGGGCCGAUUGUAUACUACGUUUAGUGCCAGCGGGCCGAUUGUAUACUACGUUUAGUGCCAGUGGGCCGAUUGUAUACUACGCUUAGUGCCAGCGGGCCGAUUGUAGACUACGUUUAGUGCCAGCGGGCCGAUUGUAUACUACGUUUAGUGCCAGUGGGCCGAUUGUAUACUACGCUUAGUGCCAGCGGGCCGAUUGUAUACUACGUUUAGUGCCAGCGGGCCGAUUGUAUACUACGUUUAGUGCCAGUGGGCCGAUUGUAUACUACGUUUAGUGCCAGUGGGCCGAUUGUAUACUACAUUUAGUGCCAGCGGGCCGAUUGUAUACUACGUUUAGUGUCAGCGGGCCGAUAUUGGGCCGAUUGUAUACUACGUUAAGUGCCAGUGGGCCGAUUGUAUACUACGUUUGGUGCCAGUGGGCCGAUUGUAUACUACGUUUAGUGCCAGUGGGCCGAUUGUAUACUACAUUUAGUGCCAGCGGGCCGAUUGUAUACUACGUUUAGUGUCAGCGGGCCGAUAUUGGGCCGAUUGUAUACUACGUUUAGUGUUAGCGGGCCGAUAUUGGGCCGAUUGUAUACUACGUUUAGUGCCAGUGGGCCGAUUGUAUACUACGUUUAGUGCCAGUGGGCCGAUUGUAUACUACGUUUAGUGCCAGUGGUCCGAUUGUAUACUACAUUUAGUGCCAGCGGGCCGAUUGUAUACUACGUUUAGUGUCAGCGGGCCGAUAUUGGGCCGAUUGUAUACUACGUUUAGUGUCAGCGGGCCGAUAUCGGGCCGAUUGUAUACUACGUUUAGUGUCAGCGGGCCGAUAUUGGGCCGAUUGUAUACUACGUUUAGUGCCAGUGGGCCGAUUGUAUACUACGUUUAGUGCCAGUGGGCCGAUUGUAUACUACGUUUAGUGCCAGUGGGCCGAUUGUAUACUACAUUAAGUGCCAGCGGGCCGAUUGUAUACUACGUUUAGUGUCAGCGGGCCGAUAU
Ylistrum balloti is the source of this 4495-nucleotide messenger RNA. RefSeq lists its product as uncharacterized. The transcript is spliced from 13 exons. Bases 12 to 2162 code for a protein of 716 amino acids. Lineage: Eukaryota; Metazoa; Mollusca; Bivalvia; Pectinida; Pectinidae. The record is from RefSeq and is a predicted model, not a curated record.